AUGAGGAUUGCUCUUUCUUUGCUCUUCAUCAGGAAGGCAUCGUGCUACUUCAUAUUUGAUCUUAUCGAUGACUUUGUAAUGUACUACGAGAACAUGUUCUUCCCCAACUCGGUCGGCGCAUGGGCCAUACUUGCUGGCUCAUUCUUUGUAACCUUCUAUGGUUCUCGAUACCCAAGGAUAUCUCUGGCACCGUACAUAGCAGCGCUUCUAUACUACAACUUCUGUGAUAUAAGAGAGGGUCUUAACAAUGUCUCCCCCAAAACGAUACAAGAAUACCAUAUUCCUCCAGAUGUGCUGCAAACCAUGAAACAAGUCUUUGGAGGCAAAAACAAUGACCCAGCCUCCCUGUGGAUCGUCUCCUUCCUGCUGGGGUCUAUUCUUGUGUGGGCGCUCGAAAUGGCCAGUAAUCUUUUGUUUAUAGUUGGGCUCUACAUUAUAUAUAGAAUGUUUUUCCACAUAGGCUUUGAAACGUACAAGGAAUCUAAUCCAGAAGCUUUCUACAUCCUUCUUCUUGCGUCUUUUGGAGUGCUAUAUUACAUAACAAGAAGAGUAGCAAAAUAUUUUCUUCUAAUUCUAUUUGGAAUCACAGGAUCACUUAUACUACUGACUUCAAUCGAGCUUAUCACAGAAAAUAAUGAAAUGGGAUUCUAUGAUUUAAUACUAGACCUUGAGGACACUGAAUACCUAGAACUUACAUCUAUAUCCACGCCGGUGGCCAUAUGGAUAAUAACGGCCUUUGUGGGAAUGUUCUGGCAGUGGAGGUUCUCCGAAGAUAAAACUUAA
This is a messenger RNA of Encephalitozoon hellem ATCC 50504, 783 nucleotides long. RefSeq lists its product as uncharacterized. The transcript has a single exon. NCBI's taxonomy places the organism in Eukaryota, Fungi, Microsporidia, Unikaryonidae. The coding region runs from base 1 to 783 and encodes 260 amino acids. The record is from RefSeq and is a predicted model, not a curated record.